Funneliformis geosporum is the source of this 1179-nucleotide messenger RNA. The record is from the annotation of a GenBank genome assembly. Lineage: Eukaryota; Fungi; Glomeromycota; Glomeromycetes; Glomerales; Glomeraceae.
AUGCAUAGAACCAAAAAGCAAAAAAAUAACAAUCGCGUUAUUGAUUCAUAUAUCGAUUCCAAGUUUAAUAAAGUUAGCGACAACAACUAUAAUUAUGUUCUCAAACCAACGUUCCCUUCCACCUUAUCAAUGAAUGAAAUUAUUGUUAUUAAACCAACUAGCAAUAAUCAAAAAGCAAAAAAAUUUCCAAAUGCUUUCAUCGCGUAUAGAAAUGCAUUAAUUAAAGAGAAUUGUUUUAGAAAAAUUAAUUUACCUCCUAUGUGUCAACUUUCUAAAAUUGCAUCACGUUAUUGGAAUAAAGAACCAGAAAACGUGAAGGACUUUUAUAGAAAGAUAUCUGAGAAAGCUAAAUUUUUGUAUAAACAAAAUGAGAUUCAAAUCGUAUUUGAUAAACAUGUGAAUGAAAUUGAAGGAAACGAACAGGUUUCACGUAUGACAAAUAUAAUUAAUAUAGCUGACUUGGAUUAUGCUCAAGGCAUUGAGGAUCCCGUUGAAAAUAUAAUCUAUACGCGAAAUUCAACAAGUCCAAUUGAACAUACUUCUGCCAGCGUUAUGAAUUCUUUUCAUGAUAGCAAUGCUAUAAAUAGUCUCCAAACUGGUUUACAGCUUUUCGAAAACAAGUAUAGAAUGAAUGAAGUACCUAUCGAUCAAGAGGAUAUUAUAUUGUUUACACCUCCGCGAGUUGAUUCAAAAUUUGUCGAUAAUACACAAGGAAUUGAGGAGGAUCUCGUUGAAAAUAUAAUCUAUACGCAAAAUUCAACAAGCUGGUAUCUUCCGAUCGAAGAUGAUUUUGCAAGCGUUAUGAAUUCUUCUCUUGGCGGAAAUGCUAUUAAUAGCUCCCAAGAGUGUUUUUCUAAUUGCAACUUUUUCGAAGACCCGAAUAGAAUGAAUGAAAUUGCUAACGAUCAAGAAUAUAUUAGAAUUUUGGAAUGCAAAAACGUGCAGUUUUCGCCUCUGCGUGUUAAUACAGAUUAUGUCAAUUAUACCCAAGGCAUUGAGGUUCCCGUUGAGGAUAUAAUCUUUACACCGAAUUCUAUUGAUUAUCCUACUUGUAACAUUUUCGAUCAAGAGUAUGGAAUGGAACAUAAGUUUACUGAUAAUCAAGAAAGUAGGCAAAUUUCAACUUGUGGCGAAGAUUCAGAUUAUGCCAAUUAUGAAUUCUUCCCGUUGAAAACAUAA